GGCUGGGCCCCCGAUGGCGGUCUCGGCGCAGGCGGCGGCGCUGAGCGCCGAGCAGGCGAAGGCGGUGCUGGCGGAGGUGAUCAAGGCCUUCGGGGCCCCCGAGAACGCGCAGCGGAUGGAGGAGGCUCGGGAUAACGCCUGCAACGACAUGGGCAAGAUGCUGCAGUUCCUCCUGCCCGUCGCCACCCAGAUCCAGCAGGACGUGAUCAAAGCCUACGGCUUCAGCAACGACGGCGAAGGGGUCCUGAAGUUCGCCCGGUUGAUCAAGUCCUACGAGUCGCAGGACCCGGAGAUCGCCAGCAUGUCGGGCAAGCUCAAGGCCAUGUUCCUGCCGCCCAUGACGCUGCCGCCGCACGGGGCCGGGACCGGCGGAGUGGCAACCUCCUGAGACCGUGGGCCUCUCCGGCUGGGUCACGGUGCGCUGGCUGGUGGCCUCCUUCCAAGGUGCGGGUUCUGUCAGCCAGGGAACGGAGCCCUUGGAACAAGGGAGAUGGCUGACCGGAAAGGAAUGGGAUGCUUUGCGCCUGCCUGUGUGUCUGCUCGUGAAUAAAAAAAUGUCUCGAAAAUGCCCUCGUCUUGUGAAUGAAUGUGAGCUCAGCAGUGCUCCUCGGACACAGAUGUUUCUCCCUGGUGCAGAGGCAGACACAGCAGUGCUCACCUCGUGCCUGGUAUGACACCCAGGCUAGUGUUUUGAGAGGCCCAGGAUGUACCAAGUUCUGCAAAAAGCCCAGGAAGUGCUUUGCAAAUGGUGAAAAUUAAGCCCUCGGCUUGAGGCCUGCGGUUUGCCUGACCUGGAGCUACCUUCUUCUUAGUCCGCCUAGGAACAGGCGGAGUUCAGGACCGUGCCCGUGCGGAUCAGACACAGUAGGACCUGCUGGUUAAGGGCUGUGGUACUCCUUCCACCGGCUGCUGUCAGUCCCCCAUCAGUGGGGAUCUGAGAGUCGAGAUCCUGAUGCCAUCCUGUGGUCUUUCUAGCCCUUUAUGGAACAGCAGGACGUAAAAUCUUCAGCAUCAGUCCAAACGGGUGCUCUGCUCUGGAGACGACAGUGGCAUGGUGUAAGGAAAUGGGAUUCGCACUAGCAUUACUCUGUGGUAAGGAUCUGGGCAACUGCAGUGGUCCAGCACGGUCCUGGGGUCCUGUGGCCUGACAGAGAGCAUCUGGCUUGGGCAAGUCACAGGAAGAUGGUCCAUCUGCCCGUUCCCCAAGCCCAGAUGGCUGUCGCUCUGCAUUAACAGCUGAACUAUAACGCAGUUCUGUGCAAAACAGCAAAACCUCCUGUCUAAAAUCAUCUCAGUGCUGACAAUUAGAAGUAACAAAUGCAGUGCUGAUUCUCAAAAAGGGCUCCAAAUGAGACCCCCCAAAUGCCAGGAUAGCACAGAACAGUAAAGUUGGUAUCUGGGCAAGAAGGUAGACAGUGUAAUGGAGAAAGCAAUGAUUGUGAUAUUAAAGAAGGAGUCAGCAUCUGCUUUUGUAAAGACAAAUCCUAUCUUGUAAAACUGGAGUUUUUGGAGGGACUUAGCAAGCUCGUGGGUAAGUCAGUCAGGUCUGGCUGAUACAGUUUCCUUGGAUUUCCAAAAAAUAAUUUGACAAGAUUUUCUCCUCAAAGUCUUUAAAUAAAGCUAAAGUCAUGGCAUAAGAAGGAAGAUGAAGUUUUUCUUGGGUAAAGAAUUAGUAGAAAAUAGGAAAUGAAAGGUGAGAAUACACAUCCAGUUUUUAUAGCAAAGGGAAGACAUCGGUGGUCAGAUCACAGGGGCCUAACCUGAAAUAUACACUGUUCAGUAUAUUCCCAAAUGACCUGGGAAUAGAGCCUGGUGAGGUGAGAAAAUUGGCUGAUGGUAGAAACUUAUUCAGGGUAAUAGAGUGGGAGUUGACUAUGAAUAAUUGCAGAAGGAUCUCAUGAUAAUGAAUGUAUGGGCAAUAGAACAGCAGAUGCAAUUCCGUCUAGGCAUAUGUAAAAUAAUGUUCAUGCAGAAAAAUAAUUCAAAAUUUACAUAUAAAACAACGAACUGUGAACUAAUCGUAACCUCUCUGGAGGAAGACUGUGAUCAUAUAUAAGUCCGUGCAAUUAGCUUAAUGCUCGGUUGUGGUGAACAAAUAGCAGAAAUCGUCACUGGCUCUGUGUAUAUCCAUGACUCACCAGCAUCUUGAACACUGCAGUUCUGUGCCACCCUUCACUCUUAGCUCCAAAACAAUACACCAGAGUUGGAAACAUCUCAGAGAGGGACAGCAAAGAUGACCAGAGGUGUAGAAUGGUUCUGUACGAAGAACACCUUAAUAGGGUUGGAGUCUUCAGCCUGGCAAAGAGCUGAAGAAGGCUAUGGACAUUACAGGUCCAUAUCAUGAGCAGCUUGGAGGGGGUGAACAGGAAUCGGUCAUUGAUUUUUCUUUCUUUACAACAACCACUUUUCCUGAUACCUAAUCAGAAUGUGCCUUGCUGCAAGUUAUGCCUGUUGCCUCUUGUCCUUUUGCUGUGUCCCACAAAGAAGAAUCUGGCUCAUUGCCUCUAAAACCCCCAGUCCCCCUUUAGGUGGUCUCAGACAGCUGUUAAAUCCCUCCUGAAGCAUAUUUUCUCCAAGCUGAACAAACCCAGCUUCCGCCAUCUCUGCUGUGCUCCAGGCUCUUCACUGCCUUAGUGGCCUUAUGCUGGACUCUGUCCACUUUCUCAGUGUCUUUUUUACAGCAGUCCAGAUGUGGGUGUCUUUCAAUUAGCUAUUUCAUUUAUCUUCUCCUCUAAAUUUGUUCCUGUGCUAGCUGUGGCUUGGGUCCACAAAGGAUUUACAAGAUGAGGUUCCACCACCUGUGCUGUACUGGAAGCC
Haliaeetus leucocephalus (bald eagle) is the source of this 2817-nucleotide messenger RNA. Its product is annotated as chromosome unknown open reading frame, human C12orf57. Gene Ontology annotation, biological process: post-embryonic development. The record is from RefSeq and is a predicted model, not a curated record. Lineage: Eukaryota; Metazoa; Chordata; Aves; Accipitriformes; Accipitridae. The transcript is spliced from 6 exons. The coding region runs from base 14 to 388 and encodes 124 amino acids.